Molecule: messenger RNA, 4733 nt
Organism: Aethalodelphis obliquidens (Pacific white-sided dolphin)
Lineage: Eukaryota; Metazoa; Chordata; Mammalia; Artiodactyla; Delphinidae
Gene: MINPP1
Product: multiple inositol-polyphosphate phosphatase 1
Exons: 5
Coding region: 31-1113 (360 amino acids)
Molecular function (GO): acid phosphatase activity; inositol phosphate phosphatase activity
Source: RefSeq, a predicted model, not a curated record
UAUGUUUCCCUCCGCGGGGCGCAGUGCAUCAUGCUCCGUGGCCCUUGCCGCCUCUUCAGGGUUUCCGUGGCACCCGUCGCGGCCCUGGCUGUGGCGCUGGUCUCGUCGCUCUCUCGCUGCUCCCUCCUGGAGCCGGAGAACCGCGUGGUCUCGCCGCUCAGCCCCUACUUCGGCACCAAGACUCGCUACGAGGAUGCCAACCCCGGGCUGCUGCCGGACCCCGAGGCGCCACGGCGGGACCCACAACUGCUGGAGGAGACCUGCACCCCGGUACAGCUGGUCGCCCUCAUCCGCCACGGCACCCGCUACCCGACCACCAAACAGAUCCGCAAGCUGCGGCAGCUGCACGGACUGCUGCAGGCCCGCGGGCCCGGGGAUGACCGGAUCCGCGCUGCCGGCGGCGGCGACCUGGGCGCUGUGCUGGCCAACUGGCCGCUGUGGUACGCAGACUGGAUGGACGGGCAGCUGGUGGAGAAGGGGCGGCAGGACAUGCGACAGCUGGCCCUGCGCCUGGCCUCCCUUUUCCCGGUCCUCUUCAGCCGAGAAAACUGCGGCCGCCUGCAGCUAGUCACCAGCUCCAAGCACCGCUGCAUGGACAGCGGCGCCGCCUUCCUGCAGGGACUGUGGCAGCACUACCACCCUGGGUUACCGCCGCCCGACGUCGCAGACAUGGAGUGUGGACCUCCAAGAAUUAAUGAUAAAUUAAUGAGGUUCUUUGAUCAUUGUGAGAAGUUUUUAACUCAAGUGGAAAGGAAUGCUACGGCUCUUUAUCAUGUAGAAGCCUUCAAAACUGGACCAGAAAUGCAGAACAUUUUAAAAAAAGUUGCAGGUAUUUUGCAAGUGCCAGUCAACAACUUAAAUGCAGAUUUAAUUCAGGUAGCUUUUUUCACCUGUUCAUUUGACCUGGCAAUUAAAGGUGUUAAAUCUCCUUGGUGUGAUGUUUUUGACAUAGAUGAUGCAAAGGUUUUAGAAUACUUAAAUGAUCUGAAACAAUAUUGGAAAAGAGGAUAUGGGUAUACGAUUAAUAGUCAAUCCAGCUGCACCCUGUUUCAGGAUAUCUUUCAGCACUUGGACAAAGCAGUUGAACAGAAACAAAGAAUUGUUCUUUCAUGAUGUCAUGGAAGAGAAAACAAAUUUAUCAAGAAACUUGGAAGCUUGCUUUGAGUUAUAACCAGAACCACUAUCAAAAUAUGUUUGUUCACUGGAAAACCUGUUUUACAAGUGGAUUUUCAUUGUGUUUUGGGGAAACCUUUUGUGCCAAAUGAAUCAGCAAAAACAUUUUCUAAAUCCUGUUGGAACCACAACCUGAAGUUACUAAUGAUAUUUAAAAAUCACAUUUUGUUAAGAAAUACCUUGUACAGUAAAAAUGAUGGAUAUAUGUUAAAUAUAUUUAUAAUUUCAUCUAUUUAAAUGAACCACUGUGCUAUAUAAACUGCUGGUCUUAGGCACCAGGUUAGAACACAGCUUUUCAAAAAUUUAUUUCAAAACCUGAGAAAAUCAAACAUACCCAUUACUGAAAUCCGUCCUUUUAGUCUGUGAAAUGAAUUGCUUCCUUUGUUUCUACCAGAUCCCCUUGUUAUCCAUUGGCUUUAAAUGGAUAGACAGUUGCAGAAUUUUCCAAAAGUGAUCACAGAACUGACUCAAGCCUUUGGAAUCUGUUGGACUAGUGGUGUUUUGUGGUCUGGCUCACAAACGUUAAGGUUACUCCAGUCUUCACUAGAACCACAAGCCUUGCCCUUGGCAGAUUUAAAUAUUCAAUUCAAUUUUUCAGACAUGUGCUAGAAGAAGAAGGGAGAAAGGUGAUAGGAAUAAUCCGUGCCCAAGGUCCACAAUUACCUCUCACAAUACUUUGUUAAAACAGAGUGUCCUUCUGAUUUUGGCGACGUGCUGGAUUAUGCUAAUGCCAGAUAAAAAACAAAUAUUCUGGUAUCAGAUAAAUUUCCUAAUUACCAUUUAGAUGGUAUAGUCAAUAUGACUCUCUAAAAUAUUUGCCUCUCUAAAAUGUGUAGGUAGAGAGGGGCUACAUUAUUUUUAAAACAAACACACAAGCAAACAAAUAAAUAAACAAGCUAUGGGAUUACCAUGAGAACCUCAAUAAGCACUCAUGUAUGAGCAUAGUGCUAGAUACUCAUUAAGCACAUAAUAAUUGGUUAAAUACCAGUCCAGUGCCUUAUGCUUUAUAGGUGAUAUCAAUUAGCUAUUGCUGUAUAACAAACUAUCUCAAAACUCAGUGGGUUAAAACGGUGGCCAUUUACUGUUGUUCAGGAGUUUAUUAAUCAUCUGAAUGGUUCUUUGGUUGUGGAUGGACUCACGCAUGUAUUUGUAGUCAGCUGUGGUGGGCUUGUAGACAGCUUUUCAGAUUUUUGGAUGAGAGUCAGUAGGGUGCUGGUCUAAGAUGGACCUGGAUGAAAUGAAUCAACUCUGCUCCAUGUGGCCUCCCAUCCUUCAGCAGGUUAGCCUGGGCUUGUUCACAUGGCAGUCACAGGGCCCCAGGAGAUAGAUCAGAAACAGACAAAGCCAUUUGGGGCCUAGGCUUUGAACAGAUACAUCACUGCUUUAACCAAAUUCUGUUGUCAAAAUUUUUGACAGAGCAAAUCACAAAGUCAACCUGUGUUAAAGAAGUUGGGGAAAUAUUCUCCGCCUUUUGGUGGGAGUGACCAAGUUACAUUGCAAAGUACAUGCAUACAUGGAAGGGUGGAUAAUUGGAGCUAGUUUUGCAAUUAGGCUGCUACAUAGAUUUUCAAUUAAUGUGAGAGAAUAUGUGAAAGUAAGGGAGUUCACUUAUAAGCUGCUGAAUAAUGAUGUUUGUAUUUGGGGUUUCCACUUCCUUUAAAUUUUAGGUUUGAAGUUUGGAUUCUUUGAUUCUUUGGUGGUGUGCAAUAGAAAUUGUAGGUAGCAGGACAAAAAAAAAAAGAAAACAAAGAAGAAGAUAUAUAGGAUAGCUCACAGAAUCUAAGGAUGAGCUUCAGCAAGGACAGGAACCCUGGAUCACCUAGAAUUUAGAUAGCAAGAAUUAAUCCAUUCAGGGCACUGCCUUGGGUUUCAGAUUUCCUGGAGAGAAAGUCCAGUUGGCCUCUGGAUUAACUGCCCAGGCCUUGGUCAAAGGAGGGCCAGAUACCUUGAUUCUAAAGUCUUACCAAGAGCACAAGCAAAGAGGCUGGACAGUUCUCCAAGAUAAAAUGGAAUUCACUACCAGAUGAAGGGAAUUCAGGGCAGGCAAAUACAACAGUAUCCUCUACAAAGUUUAAACAACUUAAUCCUAGAAAAGCAGUUCUGGUAGUGGUUAAAUCCCUACUAGUGUGGGCAUGGAGGAAUCAACUGUCAUGUCUUUUCUUAUCACUCUUCCCAGUAAGUAAACUUUAGAAAGUAGCCAGAGGCAAAGGAUGCAGAUUAUGCAGAGAGGGAAGAUAAAUUAGAGGUGGCUUUCCUCUACCCAUUCAACGACAGGCAAUCACUUACUUAUUUAAUUCUUCAUCUGCCCUGGCCUGAUCAAAGCAUAAUCUACAGGUAGCAGCCUUUGCUCUGCUUCAAAGAACGUGGGAAAUGUAUGGCCAAAGAGAGAAGGUACUUAGGAGUCGUAUUAAGUUAGGAAUGCUUCUGGCUGCUGGUGACUUUACUCAUAGGACACUUAUUGUUACUGAGUAGGAAGUCCCAAAGUAGUGGUCCCAGGGUGGGCCCAGAAACUCACCAGAGUCCUCUAAGGACCCCAUCCUCAGUGUAGCAGCAGUGUCUCCUCAUAGCUACAAGAUGGCUGCUGCAGCUCCCAGCAUCAUGUCCUCACAGGACAGCAUCUCUAGCAGAAAGGAGAGAGGAAAGAGAAAAAAAAAGCUUUUGCUUUGUUUGCCUCCCUUUAAUUAACACCCUUCAGUGUUAUCCUUUAACACCCUUACAUCUUAUUGGCCAGAACAUGACCAUCCUUAAACCAGUUACUAUAGAAGGGGAAAGAGGUCGCCACAACGGGCUUAGACUAAUUUUAGUUCAAUCUCUCAGGUUGGGCACAUUGCCUCUGACAUUUAUGGUGCCUCCAAUCACAUUUACUUGGCCUUGUCCCUAAUUCCAGCCCCAAAGGGGGUCAGGGCUGGCUUCGUGGGGCAUGGGACCUGUGUAGUUGCACAGGGCCUCUCGUUUAGAAGGUCUUGGUUUAAUGCUCUUCUGUUGCUGUCUUGAAAUUCUUAAUAGUUUUUUAACAGAGAACCCAGCCUUUUCAUUUUGCACUGGAUCCCACAAAUUACGUAGCCAGUCCUGGCUGGGGUGGGCAUAGGCCUUGACUCAAUUCUCCCCAACAGCCCUUGCUGCAAGCAGGCACCCGUGGGUGCACUCAGUCAGCUGGUGGACAUGCAUAGCUUGGAAGGGUGGCGGGCUAACACCCCCAAACUCUAACUACUACAGCACAGAAACAAUAGAGAAAUGCUCAUGCAUCCCAUCCUUCAGGGUCAUUCUGCACGCUUCUUAGAAGGUCCUGGUGGAAUCCACCUCCAUUGCCCACAGCAGUGACCUUGAUAGCAUACUCUUCUAUUGGCUUUUCUUCUUUCUCUGUCCAAUUCUACUCAGGCCCUCAUUCCUAGUCCCUGAAAUCACCUUCCAAAUAAAUACUUGCACACUAGUCUUAUCUCAGGCUCUGCCUUCGGGAGAAUCCAUGCUCAAACACCAUCCAAAAAAAUCAUGGUUUGGGACUUCCCUGGUGGCCCAGUGGGUAAGACUCCGCACUCCCAAUACAGGCGGCCUGGGUUCAA